This is a messenger RNA of Seminavis robusta, 1248 nucleotides long. The record is from the annotation of a GenBank genome assembly. NCBI's taxonomy places the organism in Eukaryota, Bacillariophyta, Bacillariophyceae, Naviculales, Naviculaceae.
AUGGAACCUACCGCAGCCCAAAAAAAGGAUGACGAGGAAGAGCUGAUGGAUAUUGUGGCUGCCAGCAGCCGAGGGGAAAAUGGAGAGCUCAGAAAGCUGUUUGAAUUGGAGGCGCAACAGGCAGAAGAUGAACUACCAAAGAGAGAGGAAAUCCAUACCUGUAUUAGGUCAUUCCAGUCAUCGCAGCAUGAUCCCAGCACAACAGGCAGCAAAUCCACAGGAGAGGAAAUAAAAGAAGAAGAAAAGGAAGACGAUGCCUUUAUUUUGAAGGUAGUACAGGAGCCAAUACAGAAUCAUCGUCAGAUUACCACUGAUCUCCAGAGAACCACAACAGUCAGUCUAUGGGGAAGUUGGUGGCUUGCUGGUGUUCAUGAAUGUCAAUGGGGAGGAAUUUCGUGUGAGAGAGAGAAAAACGUUACUGAGUUGCGGCUUUGGAACAAUGGAUUGAAUGGCCCUUUGCCCACAGAACUUGCAAGCCUUCCUGCACUGGAAUUAAUUGACCUUAAGGGGAACCAUCUGACAGGCACGCUUCCAUGCCUAUAUGGCAGCUUCCUCUUACUUUCUUACUUCAAUCUCGUCAACAGCCAACUAAGAGGAAGUAUUCCAUUGGAAUUGUUUGGAAACAAGCUCUCCUCGAUAUUUUUAGCAAACAAUUCAUUGACAGGGACAGUGCCCACAGAAGUUGGACUCUUUGAGCUCUUUCGGACUGGGAAAGGAGACUAUCUCUCCAUAUAUUUGAAUGACAAUAAGCUUACAGGAGCUCUACCCACUGAAAUUGGAGCAUUGCAUGGCCGUGAUAAUCUCGCCGUCCACCUGCAAGGUAACCCUUUGCGAGGAACCAUCCCAUCGGAAAUUGGGCUUCUGAAAGGCUCUCUCAGAGAACUUGAUAUCAGUCGGACCCAUAUGGAUGGCUCCCUACCUGAGGAGCUCUUUACAAAAUGUACCAAUGUGGAAUUUCUGAAGGCCUCCAACUGUGGCUUGACAGGCACAAUUAGCACUGGACUGCAACUCUUGUCAAAGCUAUACACCUUUGACAUUUGCAACAACAAGUUCCAUGGCACCAUCCCAGCACAGCUUUCUGCUCUAACCGACUUACGUCACUUUUUUGUGAAUGGGAAUAACCUGUCUGGUUCCAUUCCAUCAUCUGUCUGUGCUUUGGCUGACCCUCUCAAGGGCACAUUUGAAGUGGCAGCUGACUGUUUGCCAAGGGAUGGCACAGGCAAUCCCAUGCUGCAAGCUGCAAGCUGA